AUGGCACAGGCUAGUCGAAUCUGCCAUGGCGUGCAAAACCCACGUCUCAUCUCCAAUUUCUUUUCAUCUCACCAACACAAAUCGCCAUUCUCGGUCUCGAUGAAGACGCAGCAACAGCUCGGAACUUACCGGAGUUCGUCGUCCGGCUUGAAGAAGACAGGAACUACGAUUCGUCCAGUUCGAAUCACGGCUUCCUCCGUUUCCACUGCGCCGUCAGAGAUCGUUCUUCAGCCCAUUAAAGAAAUCUCGGGACUUGUUAAGCUGCCCGGCUCCAAAUCCCUCUCCAAUCGGAUUUUGCUUCUCGCUGCCCUUUCCGAGGGAACAACUGUGGUGGACAAUUUGUUGAACAGUGACGACAUUACUUACAUGCUUGGUGCGUUGAAGCAAUUAGGGCUAAAUGUGGAACACGACAGUGUAAACAAUCGAGCAAUAGUCGAAGGAUGUAGCGGAGUGUUCCCAGCUUCUAAAGACUCUAAUGGCGCCAUUGAACUUUUCCUAGGAAAUGCUGGAACAGCAAUGCGUCCACUCACAGCUGCAGUUGCCGCUGCAGGUGGAAACGCAAGUUAUGUGCUUGAUGGGGUGCCUCGAAUGAGAGAGAGACCUAUAGGAGACUUGGUUAUCGGUCUUAAGCAGCUUGGUGCAGAUGUUGAAUGCACGUUAGGUACUAGUUGUCCUCCUGUUCGAGUUAACGCCAAUGGUGGACUUCCCGGUGGAAAGGUGAAGCUUUCUGGAUCCAUCAGUAGUCAAUACUUAACAGCUCUACUCAUGUCAGCUCCUUUAGCACUUGGAGACGUAGAGAUUGAGAUCGUUGAUAAGUUGAUUUCGGUUCCAUAUGUUGAAAUGACACUGAAGUUGAUGGAGCGUUUUGGUGUUAAAGCCGAGCAUAGUGAAACCUGGGAUCGUUUCUUCAUCAAGGGAGGUCAAAAAUACAAGUCACCUGGUAACGCAUAUGUAGAAGGGGAUGCUUCUAGCGCUAGUUAUUUCUUAGCUGGUGCGGCCAUUACCGGUGAAACAAUGACUGUUGAAGGUUGCGGAACAAGCAGCUUGCAGGGAGACGUGAAAUUCGCGGAGGUUCUUGAGAAAAUGGGGUGUGAAGUCACUUGGACAGAGAACAGUGUGACUGUUACAGGACCAUCAAGAGACGAUUUUGGGAUGAGACAUCUUCGUGCGGUUGAUGUGAACAUGAACAAAAUGCCUGAUGUUGCUAUGACUCUUGCCGUUGUGGCUCUCUUUGCUGAUGGUCCAACUGCCAUUAGAGAUGUGGCUAGCUGGAGAGUGAAGGAGACAGAAAGAAUGAUAGCCAUUUGCACAGAACUUAGAAAGCUGGGAGCUAUUGUUGAGGAAGGAGCAGACUAUUGUGUGAUAACACCACCAGAGAAACUGAAAACAGCUGAGAUUGAUACAUACGAUGAUCAUCGGAUGGCAAUGGCGUUCUCUCUAGCAGCAUGCGCAGAUGUUCCGGUCACAAUCAAAGAUCCUUCUUGCACCAGAAAAACUUUCCCUGACUACUUUGAAGUCCUUGAGAGAGUCACAGAGCACUAA
Thlaspi arvense is the source of this 1542-nucleotide messenger RNA. The record is from the annotation of a GenBank genome assembly. NCBI's taxonomy places the organism in Eukaryota, Viridiplantae, Streptophyta, Magnoliopsida, Brassicales, Brassicaceae.